Messenger RNA from Anisakis simplex (herring worm), 507 nucleotides. NCBI's taxonomy places the organism in Eukaryota, Metazoa, Nematoda, Chromadorea, Rhabditida, Anisakidae. The record is from the annotation of a GenBank genome assembly.
AUGAGAGUUUGGAUCGCGUCGUUAUUCUUUUAUAUAUUUGUGUUUUUGAUUUGUGAACUCUUACGAUAUAUUAUUGUUGUGUUGUUAGCGAAACGACUCUCUGCGACAAUUAGAAGUCUGCUUCUCGAGUUCGUCGGAACGUUACAAGUAUGCACACCGAUGUUUGAUGUGAACUUGAUAUUGAGUACAUAUGGUCUCUUCGGUGUUUUCAUUGAAAUUACCGUCAUCGAAUUAGCGAAUUGUUACUUUCUUCGUGAUGCUAUAGCGCAUCCGUGUCCUCUGAUAACGACUGCAACCCGAAAACGUUCAAUCGUAAGACGUGCACUGGUUGUGUUCCUGGUGCAGUUAUUAGCUGCGUAUUUAUCGUACUUCUUGGCUAGACUCUUUUGGAGGUUAAAACUCAAUCGUCAUCAUGCGGAACUUCUCUUCAGUGAUCAUUGCGAAGCUGAUCUCACGGUGAGUUCACUCGAAAUAAAUUGUUACAUCUCGUUGUUUUAUCUCCAAUGA